Sesamum indicum (sesame) is the source of this 2141-nucleotide messenger RNA. RefSeq names its product putative WRKY transcription factor 3. The record is from RefSeq and is a predicted model, not a curated record. Lineage: Eukaryota; Viridiplantae; Streptophyta; Magnoliopsida; Lamiales; Pedaliaceae. Gene Ontology annotation, biological process: regulation of DNA-templated transcription. Gene Ontology annotation, molecular function: sequence-specific DNA binding; DNA-binding transcription factor activity.
AAGUUAACAAAACUGUAUUCUUUUUUUUUUAAAAAAAAAAUGAAAAAGAAAAAGAAAAAGAAUUAUUGUUAAAUCUUCAUAGACUUUUUACUGGAAAAAAGAAAAGAAAAAAAAAAAGAGAAAUUGUAGAAAAGCAGAAGCGACGACUUUUGCUAAAAUAGAAACCCAAAAAACUUGUUCGCAGACUUUAACACACGCAAAAUCGCACGUCAAACUGAGCCUGAAUCCAAUGGCUGACAACAAGCCUCCACCACCGCCACCCUCAUCGUCUAAACCUCCGCCCACGAUCACUCUGCCGCCCAGAACUGCAAUGGACAAUUUCUUCACAGGGGUGAGUCCUGGCCCCAUGACUCUGGUUUCUAACUUAUUUGCUGAAAAUGAUGCGGACAGCGACUGUCGCUCCUUCUCACAGCUUCUCGCCGGCGCCAUAUCGUCUCCGGCAGCUCUACCAAACGUUAGACAGAAUUUUGCUCAUCCGCAGCCGGAGAGUAGGGGUGGAGGUGGUGGGACUGGGGAGUUUAGGUUUCAGCAGAGUAGGCCGGCCGGGUUGGUGGUAACACAGCCGCUGGGAAUGUUUACGAUUCCUCCGGGGUUGAGUCCUGCGAGCUUGCUAGAUUCUCCGGGGUUCUUUUCUUCAUCACAGGAUCCCUUUGGAAUGUCACAUCAACAAAUCCUGGCCCGGGUUACUGCUCAAGCUCAAAAUCAGAUGCAAAUCCAGCCUGAAUACCCGUCUUUAUCAUCAGCUCCUGCUUUAUCUGCUUCCCAUCUCCAACCUUUUCCUUCCAAUGCAUCUUUGCAGCAGCAGAUAUCUCCAUCUUUGCCAGACCCGAAAAUCAUGAAGGAGUCAUCUGAUAUUUCUCACACUGAUCAGAAAUCUCAACCUGCUAGCUUCAAUGUUGAUAAACCUACUGAUGAUGGGUACAAUUGGCGCAAGUAUGGGCAGAAGCAGGUGAAAGGCAGUGAGUUCCCUAGAAGCUAUUAUAAAUGUACUCAUCCCAAUUGUCCAGUCAAGAAGAAAGUUGAACGGUCUCUUGAUGGUCAAAUAACUGAGAUCAUAUACAAAGGCCAACACAACCAUUCCCCACCUAGUAAACGUACGAAAGAUACUGGAAACGCGAAUGGAACCAUGAACCCUCAGGGAAACUCUGAACUUGGCUCUGAUGGUCGGACUGGAAACUUGAAUGAACCUAAGGAGGGGCUUCCUUAUUUAUCAUCCACCAGAGAUCUGGAAGCUAGCCAAGCUACACCUGAACAUAUAUCUGGAUCAAGUGACAGUGAAGAAGUGGGUAAUGCUGAAGCUAGACUAGAUGAUGAGGAUAAGCCUGAAUCCAAAAGAAGCAGGAAUUUCGAGGUUCAGACUUCAGAGCAAGCAUCAUCCCAUCGCACGGUUACCGAGCCUAGGAUCAUCGUCCAGACCACGAGUGAAGUUGACCUUUUGGAUGAUGGUUAUAGAUGGCGAAAAUAUGGCCAGAAGGUCGUUAAAGGGAACCCUUACCCAAGAAGCUACUACAAGUGUACUAACCCCGGUUGCAAUGUCCGGAAGCAUGUUGAAAGGGCAGCAAGUGACCCAAAAGCUGUUAUAACAACAUAUGAGGGUAAACACAACCAUGAUCUACCCGUUGCUAGAGGCAGCAGCCACAGCACCGCAAAUGCUUCUUUACAGUUGAGACCACACAACUCAGUAGCUGACAGAUCAAGAGCAGAUGGAAGAAUGGAAUUUGGCAGCAAUGAGCAACAGCCUGUAGCCCUUCUGCGGUUCAAAGAAGAACAGAUAACAUAGCUUUCUUAUAAAUGAAUGGGACAAGCCAAGGUACUGAAAUUGCUACUAUGAGGUACAUGAGACUACUGGUGAGUAUGCUUGAGCUAUGCUUGCUCCUGGCUAUAUUUACUUAACACAGACGUACAAAGAGAUGCAGAGAGUAGGUUAUACAAAUGGCUGAAACAACAAAAUACAAAAGCUUGAGUUGAACAGGAUUGUUUGUAAAUUUUCGUCAACAGGAAACAACUAUUGUAGUGUUGUUGACAUGUGCAUUCUUUCUGUAAAUUAUUUUGUAUUGCUAAUAUUGUAUUGUGAAACACACGAGCAACGGGGGUGGAUCUUUGGACUUGCCAUUUGAAAAAUGAAGAUAGUUUUUUUGUUG